This is a messenger RNA of Benincasa hispida (wax gourd), 507 nucleotides long. Lineage: Eukaryota; Viridiplantae; Streptophyta; Magnoliopsida; Cucurbitales; Cucurbitaceae. The record is from RefSeq and is a predicted model, not a curated record.
AUGGAGAAAGAGGGAGGGCUACCCGAUGCUAGAGUUGUUAAUCAGCCCUUGCCUUCGGAGGAGGAGAUGGUAGAAGCUUCGCAGAGAAGUGCCCUGGUCGUUGCAGAUCCUAAGGAAACUAUUCAACCAGAAUCCUAUGAGGGACCCAUUAGGGUUGUUUUGGAGAAGGUGGGAGUGAAGAAGCUGCUGGAAAUGGCUGAAGGGAAGAAGAAAAGAAAAGGCAAGGAAAAGCGAGUAGACGGAGAUGAAAAGGCCCAGGCAAAGAAGGAUAAGAAAGAAAAGAAGUCGAGUGAGAAGAGAGGGCACAGGCGAGAAGAGAAGCGCCUGAAGAAGGAAGAAAAGAGAAAGAGGGCGAAAAGCCUGGAUGUCGACGGAGAAUCCACCACCGCAAGGGUGGAAAAGGGGGUGUCACCGCAAGAAAAAGAAUCAGCGCAACCUCAAGUGUAUCAAUGCAUAUCAGGACGGUUGCGACUGAUGACAGAGAAGAUCUGGACAUUACCCCUCUAA